AUGGUGUCCUCAAUUCUCAAGCUGGCCACCCUUGGCCUUUUGGCUGCGUCGGCCAAUGCUGUCCCUGUGGUUUCGCGCCCGUCGAUGCAGAAACGAGGUACAAGCACUAAGCGCGGUGCUGCAUACAACGAUGCAGACCUCGUCACUGCUCUGAGUGACAGUUCUAGUACUAUGGCAUGGGCAUACAACUGGGGAUCCUCUAAGGAUGGUGAUAUCCCAGAUGGAGUCGACUAUGUGCCUAUGCUCUGGGGUUCCUCCUCUUCCUUCGUUGACGGAUGGGUUUCGGCUGUGGAAACCGCCCUUGACUCUGGCAGCUCAUACAUCUUGGGCUUCAACGAGCCGGAUUCGUCCACCCAGGCUGAUAUGACCGCCUCCGAAGCUGCCACUUACUACAAGGAGUACAUCACUCCCUACUCCGGCGAUGCUAGUCUAGUUAGUCCUGCGGUCACCUCUUCCACAAGCUCUGGUGAAGGUCUUGACUGGCUUGAAUCUUUCUUGGAGGAUUGUUCUGAUUGUGAUAUUUCUGCCAUCGCUGUUCACUGGUACGGUAGUGAUGUUUCGGACUUCAAGUCCUUCGUCGAGGAGGCUAUUGAUUUGGCUGAUGAUUAUGACAUCUCGUCUGUCUGGAUCACCGAGUUCGGUCUCGACACUGAUGAGAGUGGUAUUUCCGACCUUACCACUGCGGCUGCUUUCGUGAAGGAAGCUAGUGAAUGGCUUGAGGAGCAAUCCGCGGUCACCCAUUAUGCUUUCUUCUACUGCGCCAAUGACUACAUGCUCACUGACUCUGUGGUAAACUCUGUCGGUGAUGCCUACGUCGCUGUUGGUUCUUCCUCUUCCUCUUCCUCCACAUCAUCCUCCUCCUCUUCCACCACUACAUCAAGCACCACUUCCGUUGCCGUCGAGGCAACAACCCUCGUCUGGACCGAGCCUGCAUACACUACUACCGAGAGUGAAGUUACCUAUACUACUUGGGCUGCUCUUGUCGGUGAGGCUGCGUCAUCAUCCACCUCCACUCCUGAGCCUGUUCCUACCUCGACCUCGACCCCGACCUCGGUUUCAACUUCCACCAUCACCUUGACCUCCACCACUACCGUUGCUCCUGUGAUUACCCCAUCGCCGACCUCAUCUUCCGUCCCUGUUCCCACAGUUACUGUGACCGUCACUCUUGAUGCCAGCCUCAAGCCCGAAGGUGACGACUCAUUCGUUUAUGGAGCCUGUGGUGCCAGUUCCACCCCGCUGAAGGCACUCAGCAGCUUCACAACACUGGCCGCUCCUCAAUCAACUCCCCUUUAA
Messenger RNA from Penicillium malachiteum, 1293 nucleotides. Its product is annotated as glycoside hydrolase family protein. NCBI's taxonomy places the organism in Eukaryota, Fungi, Ascomycota, Eurotiomycetes, Eurotiales, Aspergillaceae. The transcript has a single exon. The record is from RefSeq and is a predicted model, not a curated record. Gene Ontology annotation, cellular component: fungal-type cell wall. Bases 1 to 1293 code for a protein of 430 amino acids. Gene Ontology annotation, biological process: fungal-type cell wall polysaccharide metabolic process.